AUGAUUGACACGUCGGUAGUGAACGAAAGCCUGCAAAAUGCGUCCGAAUUCGCAAAACGUUUUCCUUCCGAAUCAGAAGGCAUCGCAUUGUGCAGCGUCUUCAUGUUAUCUUCUGUCCUAAUCAUUGCAGGAAACUUGCUCGCUCUUGUUCUCUUUGCGGUCACCAAAGCACUUCGUAGGAAAAGUUUAUUCCUAGUUAUGAACAUGGCGUUUGCUGAUUUGAUGUUGGGAACCUUCUCUGUACCCUUUUACAUUUACUUCGUUGGAUAUGACUAUCAGCUUUGGACAGCAAAAUCCAGCUUUCAUCCAAUGGUCUUCAGAUGCAUCGAUGCCAUUUUUUUGUUUGGUUCAUAUCUAUCUGCAGCCUUCAUAUCCUGUGAGAGAUUUUAUGCAGUAUAUUGGCCGUUUCACCACCGGUCACUGUCCACCAGAACAUACUGCAUCGCCAUUUUCAUUCUCUGGACACUCGCUGUCUUGCUGCCUUCAUUUAUAACUCUGUUAAUUGUCUUUAGUUCAUUUGAAUCUGCUUUUUACGUGACUGUCUACGUCCAAGGAUGUCUUACAAUCAUAGUAUGUGUCUGUAACAUUGGGAUCUGGAGAAAUUCU
Molecule: messenger RNA, 606 nt
Organism: Pocillopora meandrina
Lineage: Eukaryota; Metazoa; Cnidaria; Anthozoa; Scleractinia; Pocilloporidae
Source: the annotation of a GenBank genome assembly